UGUAUACAAUUAGUGGAAAGUAACCUCAUAUUUUACUUCCUCAAAUAGUGCGGACUUCGCCUUUACAGACAGGAUAUAAACAUUUAAGUUUAAAUUUUACUUUUCUUAGUAAACCACGAGCCGAAAUAACUGGACUGUUGAAAUUUGAACACAUGAAACUACAAUGGCGGCAAACAUGGAAAUAGCUGAUUUUAACCAGGAAGAUUUUGAAAGCGAUGUGUACAGAGACAGAAAACGACUGCUUGUCACAAUAAUUUCGCAGCCAGACGCCUCAUGUAAGCCUGCUCAAGCAAUUUCGGGGAAGAAAAAGAUUAUGUCUGAGAAACGACUAAAGCUAGAGGACGAAAUUGACGUAGAUGUAUAUCAGCUUUAUCACAACUUAUUUGGCAACUACUUCUGUUACGUGAGGGACAAGGAUAUCACAUAUGACAUCAAGAAGUCGUUUGCAGACGUUGAAAAGAAACUUGCAAGUCUGAAAAAGAGCGAGAAAAAGAAAAACACGUACGAUUUCUUCUUGUACGCAUUUCUCACCUUCCAUUCAAUUACAGACGAUAAAUCGCACAUCCAUUUCGCCGCCAACGAGUCCAAACCGCUUGAAGACGUGCUUGGAUUGUUGUCCAAAUACACUCCAGAGGAAAAGCCUAUGAUAGUGCUUAUUCAAGCGGACUAUCUGACCGUGAACGAUGAAAAAGUAGUGUUACCUGGUAAUCUUGAUCCCAACACAUUGCUCAUCAUGUCUACAGUACCACAGCAGCAAACAUCUAACGUGGGAAAUCCUGUCACCCAACCGGAACAGGAUCCCGAGUAUGGGCAGCACACGGAUCCCAACCCCAAGUGCUCCCUCCUCAUGCAAGUCUUCGACGAUGUGAUGACCGGGAAGGCCUACAGGGGGUUUGAUAUGGAGAAAAGGGCGGAAAUGAUUUGUGCAAUGGUUCGGGAAAAGAAUGGAGGAUCAGAUAAAGCCGUGAUGUAUAAAUCAAGUCUUAGCUUGAAGUUGAUUUUGUAACUGGAGAAAACCUUUGGAGAUAUCACUAGCAUUGCCCUUGUUUGUUUUUGUUUAUAUAUUGUGAAUAAUUAUACAGUAAACCCCACUGUGACGAUGUCGUUGGGACUUCGGGAAAUACUACGAGAUAACGAAAAUUCGAUUUAACCGAAGUACGAAUCAUGCCUUACUUCACCCAACAUAUUCGAAAAAGAAAUUCGAGAUAACAGAGUUCGAUAUAACGAUAUUUGUACAUGUAUGCAUGUCUUGACUGUCAAUAUGUAGUCGGUUUAACCUUAACGUUAGGAAUGAAAAGAAAAUGCCUAUGAAAGUGCUUUAACAUUUAAAUAAUUGUCGGAGCGUUAAUGCUGUAUUGUUACGACUACCAAACUCACCAGAGAAAGAAAAACAUAACAAUGUUGUUUUUUAUUAAAUAUCAUGUUUUGUUUGUUUACUAACAGUUUUUUGAAAGUGAUAUCCAAAGUUUCACAAUUAUUUUUUUAAUGCUCGUUCAUUCUUCAAAAAUCCUCAGCAACUUACUCUCAAAUAAAAUGUCUUGUUUAUUAUAAAACGUUCAUCAUGAUAUAAUCAGAAAAUCUAGAGCAUUUUAAACUAAUCUUAACAAAUACAUGCUAAAAUGUCAUAGGGGAAACGAAAUGCAUGUUCUUAUUAAUUUAGGUAUCCAUGCGGAUAAAACAAGACUAUGUAUACCAAACAACAGUACAUAGGGAUUGAACACUUAUAGUAAUAAAUACCUAUAUAUGUAACAAUAUGUAUAUUUUAUCUUAGUGUAUACACCAGAUAUCGAUGUAUUUUAUACUUAAUAUAAGAAAGCCAAGUACUUGUCUUUGCUGUUUUUUUUGUUUUUUAUCAGAUUAAUCCAAUGUAUCGAUCACUAUUUAAAAUCAUUUGCAUGUGCAAAUUAAAUUUGAAUGAGUAAUGUUUGCCUGUCCUCAAUUUUAACAUGCAAUCUAAUCAAGCAUACAAUUUGUUAUCACCUCAACUUAACGUAUGCUAAACAAGAUGAUCAGCAUGGCAGAUAUAUAUGUAUUUAUUAUCGGAAUUGAUAAUGUAAAAUUCGGUUGUGAGGUAGAUUUUGUAGGGUACUGUAGUUUAUAUAAGUUUUACAUUUUCCUCGAGGAAGUAUCGGGUUAUGUACUGAUUUGGGAAAUCAUUCGAUAAGCAAGUGGGGUACGGAGAGGAUCGUGUCAUUGUACACUAGUAGCGUGUUUUAUUGAUUACAAAAAAUGAUAUACAAAUAGAUGAUUGUUUCUGUGUUAUUAACGCAUAUUUAUUUUUCAGUUUGGUAUUGUUUGUGUUACCAACGUACGAAUGGGAGUUUAUUCGUGUAGAGGGCUGUGAGUGGCAUUGAUUCCGGACAUUACUACAAUGCAGAAGCAUUCAUCACUGUGUAUAGGAACAUUGAGCCAUUCACCAUGUUAUGGCUAUUCAGGGAAUCAGUGCCUGUGUGAAUGUUAUUGAAUUGUCAGAAUAUACAAAAUAAAAUACCCCGCUUGUUGGCACACCUA
Messenger RNA from Mya arenaria, 2511 nucleotides. RefSeq lists its product as uncharacterized. The record is from RefSeq and is a predicted model, not a curated record. The coding region runs from base 164 to 1006 and encodes 280 amino acids. NCBI's taxonomy places the organism in Eukaryota, Metazoa, Mollusca, Bivalvia, Myida, Myidae. The transcript has 2 exons.